AUGGUUUACUUUCCACCUAGGGAUAUCGGAGAGUUCCUCAUCGAGACAUUCCUUCAAUUUGCCCAAACCAAUUACUUCUACUUCGACGAGAGAACGCUGAGACAGAAGCUGGACUAUUACUAUUCCCACGAGCAUGCGCUAACUAUACACGACGCCGGAUGGAUAUGUACCCUUCUCAUGACAUUUGCCAUAGGAACCCAAUUUGCCUACAUGCAGACAAAGCCGACACAGAUGAGCCCUCACCUUUCCCAAGAGAUUCCAGACGAUCGUGCUGGGUUGGAACUUUAUCGAUUCUCUUGUCGGCUGAUUCCUGACCUGAUCACCGUGGCAUCCGUUGAGACCGUGCAGGCCUUCUUGCUACUGGGUAGCUACACGCUGCCGAUCGACACGUCUGGCCUGGCUUACACGUAUUAUGGACUUGCUACUAAGAUGGCGAUUCAGAAUGGGAUGCAUAGGGAUAGCUCCCAUCUCUCGCUUGACCCUGAUACUCUCGAGUGGCGGAAUCGUCUGUGGUGGUCCGCCUACUCACUCGAAAGUCGCAUCAGCAUCCUACAUGGACGACCAGUAUCUGUCUCCCGUCUCGAAGUCGAUGCCAAAUUUCCGACCGACCAAGCCUUACCCCUCCCGACCGGAAGAGCUUCAAACCUAGAGAACGUGAACGCAAACAUUUUCUUAACGGACCAGUUGAGCAAGGUGUCCCAAACCAUUAUGCACCUGCGGGGCUGUCCACGCUUUCAGCAAAAGGGUUACCUUCAAGAGCUGAUGGUGAUCCGGUCUAAUCUCAGCAAGUGGUGGUCAACCCUUCCGGCCGAAGUCCACUGCCGAGAUUUGACCCCAACUGGACCUUUGUUUCGCUGCAAUGUUCAUCUGGAGCUGAGUUAUGAUACCGCAAUAAUAUACAUGGGUCGUCCAUUUAUCUUCGCACCAAAUUCGAACCAUCCCUGGUCAUCAGGCGCUAGCAGUGAGAAUCCAAUUAACACGCUUUCGACCGACUGCCUCGACGCUGCGAUCCGAAUCAUUGAUCUCUGCCAGCUUCUGCACGACUCGGUUGGAAUUGCCCGCGUGUCAUAUACAGAAUUCAGCUCCUGUCGCGCUGCACUGCUUGCGUUGAUCGCACAUAGUCUAAACCAACAGACAGACCGAGUCCUGAACAGCCUGUCUCAAGGUAUGAUUCUUAUUCGACAAAUGUGCGUGGGUGUAGAAUCCGCCCGAUCGGAUGUGGCCGCUAUCGAAGCAUUAGAACUGGCUCGUCAGCGGCUGCAGCGGCACGGGGAUCGCAAGGAACAAUGGAGCCACGAUGCACACUCAGGAUAUAGUCAGUUCCAGCGAUGGGCACAGCUUUGGCAACCUGAUAGUCUCACCUCGCACCCAGUGCCGACUCCAGGGCCUGGCUCUUUGGCCGAUCUUCCCGAAAAUUUGACACCGCCCUCCUUCGAUGGGUUCUUUGCCUCCUUGCCGCAAGAGCUGGACUCUUUUGCGACCAUCACGGGCUCAGAUCAGCUGUUCUUGGAUGACAGUUGGCUUGGGGAGAUAGGCAGUUCUAUCUUGCCUGAGGAAGGCAAUAUUCCUCUCGGUCAAGGGUUGUGA
Messenger RNA from Aspergillus uvarum CBS 121591, 1587 nucleotides. Its product is annotated as fungal specific transcription factor domain-containing protein. Gene Ontology annotation, molecular function: DNA binding; zinc ion binding. The transcript has 2 exons. Bases 1 to 1587 code for a protein of 528 amino acids. NCBI's taxonomy places the organism in Eukaryota, Fungi, Ascomycota, Eurotiomycetes, Eurotiales, Aspergillaceae. The record is from RefSeq and is a predicted model, not a curated record. Gene Ontology annotation, biological process: DNA-templated transcription.